Molecule: messenger RNA, 327 nt
Organism: Rosa chinensis
Lineage: Eukaryota; Viridiplantae; Streptophyta; Magnoliopsida; Rosales; Rosaceae
Exons: 1
Coding region: 1-327 (108 amino acids)
Molecular function (GO): nucleic acid binding; RNA-DNA hybrid ribonuclease activity
Source: RefSeq, a predicted model, not a curated record
AUGGAGUAUCUGGUAGCCUUGAGAACACCUCAGCUUGCUCCAGAUACAGCUCCGAGCGUGAUCUCUCCUCCAGGUUGGACUCCUCCACCUCCGAAUUAUGUGAAGGUGAACUCCGACACUGCUUGGUUGGCCCCCAAUUCUACUGGCCUAGGAGUCAUAAUCCAGGAUGUGUCUGGGUCUCUAUUGGGGGGUUCAACCAUUCCUGUUAACUGUAGCUCGGUGACAAUUGCUGAGGCAAAUGCUUUGUUGACUGGUGUUAAUCUUGCAAUCACUGUGAGUCUAAAAAAUGUGAUUUUCGAAUUAGACUCAAAAGAUCUCAUCUCAUAG